CACCGAACACUCCAUACCGAUCUAGGGUAAGCGCGGUGCUCACGGGAAGCACACCACCGCCGCCAUCUCUCUGCCAUCGCCACCAUUGCCAUCGUCACCAUGGCUGGCUCCGGCUCAAGCUCGUCCACAACAGGCGAAGGGUGCCCCAUUAUGUGCUCCAUUGCCGAGUGCACUUCCGCAGGGGAGUUGCUUAUGACGAUAAAGAGCCAGUUCACUGGCUCUUCAAAGAUAUAUGCCACCCAAGUGUUAGAGCAACUAGUGACACAACGCUACACAGGUGGUAGUCAUGGAAUAAGAGAGCACAUCCUGAGGAUGAGCAAUAUGGCAGCAAAGCUAAAGCCCAUGGAUGAGGAUCUGGAUAUCAAACCAAAGCUCCUGGUCCACCUAGUCAUGGCUUCACUACCAAAGGAGUUCAAAACUUUUGUUGUAAACUAUAAUAUGUCACCUGGAACAUGGGGCAUUGAAAAGACAAUAGCAAUGUGUGUCCAAGAAGAGGACAGACUCAAAGCCGCACAUGGUGGUUCACUCAACUAUGUGAAGGAUUACAAGAAAAAGAACUACAAUCAAAACAACAAAAGUUCUCCUUCAAAGCAUGGAAAAGCUCCAUAUCAGCAUCAGCAUCAGCAACAAACUUUCUCAGUGGACAAAGACACUUGUCUCCACUGCAAGCAGAAAGGGCAUUACAAGAAAAACUGACUGCGGUGCUUGGCUGAAGUCAAUCAUGGCAAAAAGAGGGAUUCCAUUCGACGCGGACUACGCUAAGAAGCGAAAGACGCAUUGAAGUGGCAAAUGGCAUUGAAGCAGAAGUUGAAGUUGUCAGUGACAUCUCCUUGGAG
Molecule: messenger RNA, 836 nt
Organism: Triticum aestivum (bread wheat)
Lineage: Eukaryota; Viridiplantae; Streptophyta; Magnoliopsida; Poales; Poaceae
Exons: 3
Coding region: 100-696 (198 amino acids)
Source: RefSeq, a predicted model, not a curated record